AUGGGAGAUUCACAAGGGAAUGGUAAAAGAAAAGAUUACAAAACUUGGAAUGCUGAAGAGAGCAAUGUUUUGCUUCAACUUAUGGAUUGUGUCGGAGCUAUAGAUGGCACGCAUAUUCCUGCAACGGUAGUUGGACGUGAGGUAAGCAGAUAUCGAAAUCGCCAUGGGAAGAUAUCACAAAAUGUAUUAGCAGCUUGUAACUUUGAUUUACAGUUCAUAUAUGUGAUUAGUGGAUGGGAGGGUUCCGCUCAUGAUUCAAAAGUGUUGAAUGAUGCGAUUUCUAGACGAAAUGGACUCAAAGUGCCACCAGGUAAAUAUUACUUAGGGGACUGCGGAUUCCCAAAUCGACGUCGGUUCCUAGCUCCAUUUCGAGGUACUCGAUAUCACCUCAAAGAUUUUGGUGGUGAAGGAAAUCAUCCUGUCAAUGCAAUUGAGUUAUUCAAUCUUCGCCAUGCUUCCUUGAGGAACGUAAUUGAGAGAAUAUUUGGAAUAUUUAAGUCGCGUUUCACAAUCUUCAAAUCAGCACCACCAUUUUUAUAUAAGACACAAGCAGAACUAGUUUUGGCUUGUGCAGGACUGCACAAUUUUCUUCGACAGGAAUGUCGUUCAGAUGAAUUUCCUCCUGAACCAGAAGAAGAUCCGAUAGACAAUCACGAAGAUAAUUUUGAAUGGGAUGAUUUUCAAACCCAAGAUCAGCAAAGAGAGAAUGCUAAUGAAUGGAGAAUGAGUAUUGCUACUCAUAUGUGGACAGAUGCCCAACCAAAUGCCAACAAUGAAAACAAUGACAAUCAAGAAAGUGAAAAUGAGGGAGAAGAAUAAAUCAUAUCAUUAUUUCAAAGACGUCUGCUUAUUUGGCAUGAAACUUCAUCAAUGUGUUUUUUUUU
Rosa chinensis is the source of this 884-nucleotide messenger RNA. Its product is annotated as protein ALP1-like. Lineage: Eukaryota; Viridiplantae; Streptophyta; Magnoliopsida; Rosales; Rosaceae. The record is from RefSeq and is a predicted model, not a curated record. The transcript has 3 exons. Bases 1 to 819 code for a protein of 272 amino acids.